CACAAACAAACCGUCGUACGCUCUGCACCUGACAACGACCAGUGCAACGUUUUUGAGAGUCCAACACCGAGAAGUUGUCGCCAUGAUCGGAGGAGGCGACAAGAUCCCCAGCGUGGGCACUCUUGAUAAGCCCGAGAACCUCGACCAACUCCUGCGCGAGGAUCGCGGCGAUGAUUGCACAUCGUGCAGAGUGGUUGGAGGCGGUGCAUUCAUCGGCCUCGCAGCUUACAACUACCUCACCGGCAUGGGCCACCUCGAACGGCAACACGCGGCGAUCCUCAAGUCCGGCUCGAUGUUCGGAAUGAGAAGCCGCAAGCUGGGCGUUGCCAGCAUCUCGAUGGGACUGGCUUAUCUUGGUCUAUGGAGGUUGUUCCGGUAAAGGGGCCGCAGGAAAGGGAGAUGGAAUCGGAUCAACGAAAUCAACACCACUCAAUCGGAUGUCCGUUGCGGUCGUCGAAGCCGCAGGUCCAUGCGUGGAACCGUCGAUACGGCCGCCGACUGUCUGCCUCUAUCAAAUUGCCGCUGAGCGAAAGAGGAAUACGAUCCCGCCAGACUCCAGCCAUUGGAGAGUUUUCUAGGAGACGUUGAGGGAAAAGGUCUUGCCCAGUUCGAGUGACGAAAUCAGGACCAACUCAGACAGGACGCUCGCGUGGUUCAUGACCAACAUGGUUGCUAAGCCCAGCAUCCGUCAAGCGGGCUGUAAUAAUACUGUACAACACUGUAAAGUUUAAAAGCGAAACCGCCAACGGAAAACGAUGUAUUGUAGACAGGUAGAAGACUGUUCCGAUUAUUUUGUGGUGAUAUUUGCGGACCUGU
Molecule: messenger RNA, 816 nt
Organism: Colletotrichum destructivum
Lineage: Eukaryota; Fungi; Ascomycota; Sordariomycetes; Glomerellales; Glomerellaceae
Exons: 2
Coding region: 83-379 (98 amino acids)
Source: RefSeq, a predicted model, not a curated record